Molecule: messenger RNA, 3228 nt
Organism: Fulmarus glacialis (Northern fulmar)
Lineage: Eukaryota; Metazoa; Chordata; Aves; Procellariiformes; Procellariidae
Gene: NLRC3
Product: NLR family, CARD domain containing 3
Exons: 18
Coding region: 1-3228 (1075 amino acids)
Biological process (GO): negative regulation of canonical NF-kappaB signal transduction; regulation of apoptotic process
Cellular component (GO): cytosol
Molecular function (GO): protein binding
Source: RefSeq, a predicted model, not a curated record
AUGGAGGAGAUCGCAUGGAUCUACUCAUCCUGCAGGCCAGGUGGAGAGGCUUGGAUCAAUCGCUACCGCAAGCAGCUGGUGAGGUCCAUCUCGCCGCAGUUCCUGGAGGAGAUCAUUUGCUACCUGCGGAGGCUGGACCUCCUCACGGCGGAGGAGGCCGGCCGGGCGCAGGAGGCGAGCUCCCUGCCCGAGCAGGUGAGGGCGGUGGUGGACGUCCUGGCUGGCAAGGGCAGCUACGCCUCCCAGUCCCUGCAGACCUUCAUCGAGACCACCAAUUCCCAGCUCUACCCUCUCUGUGCAGAACCCAUGGUGCAGAAGCACCUGGAGAGCCUCCAAAGCUACUAUGGGAAUGGCUUGGAGACGGGUCCCCUGCAGCGACUCACGAACCUGCUGCUGGUGGAAGGCUUGACCGAUAUCCAGCAGAAGGAGCACGACAUCCUGCAGAUUGAAGCCACCAAAGGCCUACGAAAUGUAUCCAAGAGCAUCCCUCUGGAGAAGCUCUUCCUGCCUCUCUCCAAGGUCAGCAUCCCACCUCGGAUCUCUGUCACCAUCGGAGUGGCCGGGAUUGGCAAAAGCACACUGGUGAAGCUGUUUGUCUACACCUGGGCAAAGGGGGAGAUCAACAGGGACAUCAUCUUUGUGCUGCCCUUCACCUUCCGGGAGCUCAACACCUACGAGAAGCUCUCUGCCGAGAAGCUCAUCUGCUCGGCGUUCCCUCACAUCACCGAGCCGAACUGCAUCUCGGCGGGGGUCCUCGACGGCUUGGAUGAGUUCAAGACUCCUUUGGAUUUUUCCAACACGGUAGUAUGCACUGAUCCCAAAAAAGAGAUCCAAGUGGACAACCUGAUCACCAACAUUAUACGUGGCAACCUGCUGCAGGAGGCUUCUGUCUGGGUCACGUCGCGGCCAACAGCAGCCAGGCAAAUCCCCGGCGGGCUUGUGGACCGGAUGACGGAAAUACGAGGUUUCAGAGCUGCAGAGAUGAAGGACUUCUUGGACCAGAUGUUCCUUGACAACAGAGACCUAUCCAACCAAGUCCUGCAUCACAUCAGGGCUAACAGGUCGUUACACGGCAUGUGCACCGUUCCUGGCUUUUGCUGGAUUUCUGGCUCCUCAAUCGCUUAUUACCUAAAAAAUAGCACCGACCAAUCCCAAGAAACAACCGCCGUCCCCAAGACCCUAUCAGAAAUCUACUCCUAUUAUUUUAAAAUGGCUCUGAGCAGUGACCGGCCGGAAAAGCCGAGAGAAACACUCAGGAUCGAGCAGGCUGUGAACAACAGCAAGAAGAUAGUGGGCAGCCUGGGCAGACUGGCUUUCUACGGGCUGCUCAAAAAGAAAUACGUGUUUUACGAGCAGGACAUGAAAGCGUACGGCAUUGACCUUUCCUUGCUGCAGAGCAGCUUGUGCAGUCGACUCCUACUCAAAGAAGAGAUGCAGUCCUUCACAGCUUACUACUUCUCCCACUUAACCAUACAGGAAUUUCUAGCGGCUAUUUAUUAUUACACGGCUGCGAAGCGGGCAAUAUUUGACCUCUUCACGGAGAGCGGGAUGUCCUGGCCCAAGUUGGGUUUCCUCAACCACUUCAAGAGUGCCGUUCAGAGGUCGCUGCAGGCAGAGGACAGGCAGCUGGACAUCUUUGUGCGUUUUCUCUCUGGGCUCCUCUCCCCGCAGGUGAACAAGCUGCUCUCUGGGUGGCUGCUGCUGAAGGACGAGCACAACAGCUUCAGGAGCCAAGCGAUCAGCUUCCUCCAGGGCUGCCUGAACACUGACUACGUCAUCUCCUCGCGGACAGUGAACACCAUGCACUGCCUGUACGAAAUUCAGCACAUGGAGAUCGCUAAGACUGUGGAAGAAGCAAUGAAGAACGAGAGCUUGGCCGGGAUGCUCACCCCCGUGAACUGCUCUGCCCUGGCUUAUCUCCUGCAGGUCUCCGAUGCCUGCAUGGAGGAGACAAACCUCUCCAACUGCCUCACCUACAACGUCUGUAAGAGCCUGCUCUCCCAGCUCCUCUUCUGCCACAACCUCAGGCUGGACAAUAACCAGUUUAAGGACAACGUGAUGGAGCUGCUGGGCAGCGUGCUGAGUGUGAAGGACUGCCAGAUCCAGAAGCUCAGCCUGGCAGAAAAUCAGAUCAGCAAUAAGGGAGCCAAAGCGUUGGCCAGGUCGCUGAUGGUGAACAGGAGCCUGACGGCGCUGGACCUGCGGAGCAACUCCAUCGGCCCCACCGGAGCAAAAGCACUGGCUGAUGCGCUUAAAAAAAAUCAAGUCCUGCUCUCCCUGAACCUGCAGCACAACAUCAUCAAGGAGGACGGUGCCACCUUCCUGGCCGAGGCCCUGUUGACCAACCACAGGCUGACGACCCUGCACCUGCAGAAAAACGCCAUCGGAGCCCACGGUGCCAGGAAAAUAGCAGAGGCGCUGAAGCAGAACUGCAGCCUGAAGGAGCUGACUCUGCAAAGCCUUGAUCUCCAGAGCAACUCCAUCAGCAGCGCUGGGGUGGCCGCGCUGACAGCAGCUCUCUGCUCCAACAAGGGACUCAUCAACCUCAACCUGCGGGAGAACUCCAUCAGCAAGGAGGGGGGCCCCGCCAUCGCCCAUGCCCUGCGGACCAACAGCACCCUGAGGAAGCUGGACUUAGCGGCGAACCUGCUGUACGACGACGGCGGCAAGGCCAUUGCUUUGGCGAUGAAAGAGAACCGGGCGCUCACGUCCCUCCACUUGCAGUGGAACUUCAUCCAGGCAAAAGCUGCCGCGGCCCUGGCACAAGCACUACGGUCCAACAGCAGCCUGGCCAGCCUCGACUUGCAGGAGAACGCCAUCGGAGACGAGGGAAUGGCCGCCCUCUCCGCUGCACUGAAGGUCAACACAACCCUGGCAGAUCUCCACCUGCAGGUGGCUUCAGUUGGCGCAGCUGGUGCUCAAGCCCUGGCAGAAGCCUUGAUGGUCAACAAGAGCCUGCAGAUCCUGGACUUGCGGGGAAACUCCAUUGGCGUGGCAGGAGCCAAGGCGAUGGCCAACGCGCUGAAGGUGAACCGCAGCCUCCGCUGGCUUAACCUGCAGGAAAACUCCCUGGGCAUGGACGGAGCCAUCUGCAUCGCCACCGCUCUGAAGGGCAAUCACGGCCUCACCUAUGUGAACCUGCAGGGGAACCGCAUCGGCCAGUCAGGAGCCAAGAUGAUCUCCGACGCUAUCCGGACAAACUCCCCCGACUGCAUCGUGGACGUGUGA